UCUGCAUCAAGUCUGAAAGCAGACGCGCAACUUUCGCAGAAUCCACCUUAAAAUCUCUGCCUUAAACUGCACCAGCCCCCAAAAAAUCCAAGGGGGGAAAGCGAGGGGGGGGAGAGCAGGUUCCCCCUCCCCCCUCUCCUCUCCCAUCCCUCCCCCUUCCUCCUCCCUUGGAGUUAACAAGGCCCCGCUCACCGUAUCUCUUUAUAUUAAAAAUAUAUAUAUUAGAGAAGAGCGAGGGAGAGGGAGAACCACCUCCGCCCCCUCUUUUUUGUUGUUGUUUUUUUAUUUUUUAUUUUAUUAUUAUUUUUUUUGCAAGGAUCCCAAGAGCUAAGGUGGCUGCAGAGGGGACCGCGGCGCAAGCCAAGUGGGGGAGGGUGGAGGAAACCCGGGAGAAGGCUUUCACCAGCCCCCAAAGUUUUGAUGAUGACCAUGACUACGAUGGCUGACGGCUUGGAAAGCCAGGACUCGUCCAAAUCCGCCUUCAUGGAGUUCGGGCAGCAGCAGCAGCAGCAACAGCAGCAGCAGCAGCAGCAGCCCCAGCAGCAGCCGCCGCCGCCGCCGCCGCAGCAGCCGCCGCCGCCGCCGCCGCCGCACCCGCAGCAGACCUCCCCGGCCAUGGCAGGCGCGCACUACCCGCUGCACUGCCUGCACUCGGCGGCGGCGGCGGCGGCGGCCGGCUCGCACCACCACCACCACCAGCACCACCACCACGGCUCGCCCUACGCGGCGGGCGGAGGCAACUCCUACAACCACCGCUCGCUCGCCGCCUACCCCUACAUGAGCCACUCGCAGCACAGCCCUUACCUCCAGCCCUACCACAACAGCAGCGCGGCCGCCCAGACGCGAGGGGACGACACAGAUCAACAAAAAACGACAGUGAUCGAAAACGGGGAAAUCAGGUUCAAUGGAAAAGGGAAAAAGAUUCGGAAACCUCGGACCAUUUAUUCCAGCCUGCAGCUCCAGGCUUUAAACCAUCGCUUUCAGCAGACUCAGUACCUGGCCCUGCCCGAGAGAGCCGAACUGGCAGCUUCCUUAGGACUGACCCAGACGCAGGUGAAGAUUUGGUUUCAGAACAAGCGCUCCAAGUUUAAGAAACUGCUGAAGCAAGGCAGCAACCCUCACGAGAGCGACCCCCUCCCCGGCUCAGCGGCUCUGUCACCGCGCUCACCGGCACUGCCCCCGGUGUGGGACGUUUCGGCCUCGGCCAAGGGCGUCAGUAUGCCCCCCAACAGCUACAUGCCCGGCUACUCGCACUGGUACUCCUCUCCACACCAGGACACCAUGCAGAGACCACAGAUGAUGUGAGCUGUCUGAGGAACGCCCCAGGAAGGCGUCUGCACCUGGCAAGCAGGAUCCGGGACCUGCUAGCCUCUGCCAGACGGAGCCAAAGGAGCAGGCUCGGGAGAACUCGUAGGUGUGGCGAGAAGCCAGCGGGGCGCUUGUGUGCGCUGUCUCUCUCUCUCCCUCUCUCUCUCUCCCUCUCUCUCUUUCUUUACUUUCUUUUCAUUCCUCUUUACCUUUCCUCCUUUCUUUUUUCCUUUCCUUUGCUCAUCAACCUUGUAACCCUGAGCAGCCUCAGUAAUUGAUCUUGCAUCACACACACACACACACACACAUACAUGGUGGGGGGUGGGGGGAGGAGAGAGAGAGAGAGAGAGAGAGAUCGAGCGAGCAUGCAACUGGUCUCUAUGCCAGCACUCCUGAAGCCCCUCACUGUAAGGAUAUUUCCCCUUACCCCUGGGAUCCAGGCUCUGAGCCUCCACUUCUCUUUGGUAUCCAUCAAAGUGACUUUUUUUUUUUUUUACACACACUUCCCCCCACCACAAGAAUCUGCACAAACAUGGCAGCAUUUUUACUUGUUUAAUGAGCUUAAGACAUUACAUGGGGAAAGAGAAGCAUUUUGGACUCCUGUGUUUUUAUUUACCAACCCCAGACUGGUUUUUAAAAGAAAGCGAGAAAAAGAAAGAAAAAAGAAAAGAAAAAACAAAAACCCUCACAUAACAGCCCCUCUCUAAAGGAAAAAGAAAAACCCGGCUGUUAGAAGGUUGCCACCAAGGGAGCGCUGCAUGUUUUAUCCAAAUGCAACAACCAGGAAUGAGGAUUGAUUUUCAAAAGAGAAAAUAAAAGAACAACCACUUUUCCCACCCUAUCCCCAAACCCUGAGCUGGAACCAGGAAAGACAGAGGAAGCAACCGAAGUCAACAUCCGAUUGCUCUGACACCUUUGCUAGUUGAACUGGUGGCAUUGAGUAAGCUAAUAGGGACGUUUAUAUUGAGAAACAUUUCUGUAUAUAUUGUUGAAUUUUAGUUGUACAUAUACUUUGUAUGUUUUUGUCUUCUUUCAUAUAUGGAGUAAAAGCCACAAAAUGC
Molecule: messenger RNA, 2369 nt
Organism: Oryctolagus cuniculus (rabbit)
Lineage: Eukaryota; Metazoa; Chordata; Mammalia; Lagomorpha; Leporidae
Gene: DLX6
Product: distal-less homeobox 6
Biological process (GO): regulation of transcription by RNA polymerase II; embryo development; cell differentiation
Molecular function (GO): DNA-binding transcription factor activity, RNA polymerase II-specific; RNA polymerase II cis-regulatory region sequence-specific DNA binding
Source: RefSeq, a predicted model, not a curated record